CGGACUUUUGCUACUCUACCACUCUGAGAUUCCGAAUCCUGUGUAAAAAAUGGUAAAUUCAACAAGAUACUACCAUUGAUUUCUCCCCACGUCAUAUCUCCUCUUCGGAAUUGAACCCAUGUUGAAACUUCGUUUACUCUCUUUGAAGUAUUCGUGCACGUGCCUAGAACACUAGAAGAAGAGAAUGUCCACCUCCACCGCUUUUCAUGUUAUAACCGUCGUUGGUGCGACAGGAAAUCAAGGAGCUGGCGUUAUCCAGGCGCUGCUCGGCUCUAGGAACCCAGAUGGAGGUCUCUGGCAUGUCCGAGGUGUAACGCGUGAUCCCAACUCACCAAAAGCGAAGUCGUUUCUAUCCGCCCACCAGACAAGCGACAAACGCCUCUCUCUCGUUUCAGGCGACGCGUACGACAAAAAUUCCUUGCAUGUCGCCUUUGCAGGUGCAUAUGGCGUGUUUGCCAUGACUUCCGAGACCCAUACGGGAAGAAUACUGGAGAAGGAUGAAGAAAUGAAGCAUGAGAUCGACGCCGGUCAGAAUAUGGUCCUGGCUGCCGAAGAGUGUGGUGUCAAGCAUUUCGUCUUCAGUAGUCUGCCGGACAUGGUCAGCGCGACGGGGGGUCGAUUUGUGAAUAUCCAUCACAUGAACAAUAAGUAUGAGAUUGAGAAAUUCGCCAGAGAAAGACUUAGCGGCGGGGUGACUUGCCUUAUUCCAGGAUUCUUUUAUACUAAUUUGCGUUGGCCUCAAUAUUCGAUUCGCCGAUCAAACGGCGUCGUUGAGUUUCGUAUUCCCAUCCCCGGUGGCCAAGUUGCACAGUGGACAGAUCCAAUCCACGACAUGGGAAAUUUCGCAGCGAGAGUAUUCGAGCUCGGCGUCCCAAAAACCCACGGAAAGAGCUACUUGGUGCUAAGCUCUCGCACCACACCCGAUGAGAUGGUAAAGACAUUCACAAGAGUCACCGGCCAGCCUGCGAUCCACGAUCCCAUAUCUGCGGAGGAGUUCGCCGAGAUGACGGCUCCGCGCGUCGGUCCGGCCUUUACGGAAGAUGCCAAGGAGAUGAUGGAAUGGGCUGCUGUGGCGCCCGCGGAUAGGAUCUGUUACGGGGCUUUCGCUGAAGAUCAGGAUCGCUCGUUUGAGGAACUUGGUCUGAAGGCUUCUACUUUUGAGGAGUGGCUUCGCCGCAGUGGAUGGAUGGGUUGAAAUAGUAGUAGAGUAAUUGGGCUACCUAGUGUGUUAUCAACUCUACUACUGCUUAGCUUUCUGCCUACGUACCCUUACCUAGUUUGACA
Messenger RNA from Aspergillus caelatus, 1284 nucleotides. RefSeq lists its product as uncharacterized. The record is from RefSeq and is a predicted model, not a curated record. Lineage: Eukaryota; Fungi; Ascomycota; Eurotiomycetes; Eurotiales; Aspergillaceae. The coding region runs from base 185 to 1195 and encodes 336 amino acids. The transcript has 4 exons.